AUCUUCCUUGCCAGAGCUCUUCCCUCUUACGAAGGGCGCAAUCUUCCUCGCCAGAGCUCUGAAUCCUUGAAGUAUUUCCUCGUUCCGUGCAGAUUCAUCUCAAAUAUUAUAAGCCUCAUGCUGCGUGGAUCAGCUUGAAUGCAUGGGUUGAUGAAAGCAUAGAUCAGAGGAUUGGGUUUGGCCCCAACAACGCCGGAUUUCAGCUCCAACUCAAGGUUCCCUGAAUGGAUGUUGCAGAUAGAGCUCACCAAGAACGUCUCAACUAUUUGAGCAGUGACCCACAAAUGGAUGGUGUGGAAGAAUAUUGCUGCAUGUUGGUGGCAAUCAGCCUUGAACAGGAAUAGCCUUCAACCAUUUGACCAAAGAUCACCCCAAUUGGACAGUCCUAGCCGCUUGAUUUGAUUAAAAAAGGCAAUUCCUUGAGCCCUGUUCUGAUUGAGCAUUUUGGGUCUAAUGUUUUUCUGGGUUUUGAUUGAUAUUGGGUCUUCAUCAAUACCUGCUUUGGCUUUUAUUUUGAUUCCCUCAAUCAUCUGUCACACUGACAGAGUAUCAAUUCUCUACUUGCCACUACAUUUCCUGAUUUCAGUUAAUCAACUUACCAAUUCCUUCACUGCGAUAAACUGCUCAUCAAUCAAAUGACAGCUCCAUCCCUAAGAAUAAAUUUCCAGUUAAUAGAACAGAAAGUAUCAACACAUACAGGAAGAACUCAAACCGGUGAUUUCAAGAGUUACACACUGAAUGGAUGUGUUCCCUGAUACAUUCAUCACAAGACUUACGGACCCAAAAAAUCAUUUUUGUGUUUCCAUACAGUGGCAUUUGCCAAAAAGUUCACAGAAUCACAUAUUAUUUUACACUUUUGUGCAGGGAAUAUAAAGCACCUCAAUGUUGCCUUUAGUUAGUUAAAUGCUGUGAAUUUUCUCUCAUCUAUUUGAUCUAUUGUUUUUCAAAUCACUUCGCAUCCUUUGAAUUCGCAGAUCAAACCUUGCGGUCAUGGAACAUUAGCAGCUUCACAUUUUCUUUUUACUUCUGGUUUGGCUGGAACAGAUCAAAUCAAGUACCUCACAAAAGUUGGGCUUCUCACUGCCAAAAGGGUCGAUGGAUUUCAGCAAUUAGAUGGCAUCUCAAGGCCUUCAAACCAUGAAGUGGACAAAAUCUUUUCUAUUGAAUUGAAUUUUCCAACCAUAGCAGUGAUUGAAUGCAACUCUAUGGAGAUUCCGAUGAUAUAGAGAACACUGAACGGUGCUUCAGUGAUCGAUAUAAUGAAAACUACUUUCAGCGAUGCAAUUGUGGUGCUCUCAUCAGGAAAGGCUGUUGCAGAUGUACAACCACAGUUUGAUGAGCUACGAAAUUGUGACGCAAAUAUAGUUAUCAUGACAGGGCUUGCAGAGAUGGAAUUAUGGAGCUGCAUCCAGGAGCAAUCAAUAGCAUCCCAAGUAAAGCACACAGAAAUUGAAUGGUUAUUUAUCUCACUGAGGACUACGGGAAAAGGAGACAACAGGAGCACUCAUUUUGGUAUCGAUCAGGUCCCACUGACAUCUUGUUCAUCUCAACACUGUAAAUUUACAUGUGGUGAUAUACCACAACAGCAUGAUUUGUUGUCUGUAAGUAUUUGAUCAACGGCCCUAAGAAGGCAUUGUGAUCUGACUCUUGGGAUUGGAAUGUUGUGUAAUUAUAAUAUUUUAGGUUUCCUAGUUUGAUUGAUUGAUCACUUGUUUGUCCAAAUGCAAAUGUAUUGAAUAAACAUCUGUGACAGAUAAUUUGUCAAGGAAAUUUAU
Molecule: messenger RNA, 1775 nt
Organism: Magnolia sinica
Lineage: Eukaryota; Viridiplantae; Streptophyta; Magnoliopsida; Magnoliales; Magnoliaceae
Exons: 6
Coding region: 1260-1613 (117 amino acids)
Source: RefSeq, a predicted model, not a curated record